GCUGAGAUGCACAGCGAUGAGGAUUGCACUGCAUGGGUUCGCUCGUCCCCAGCCGAUCUGUAUUACAAACGCAUUUCGGCUAGUGUCGUCGAGUCAAAAUCCCGGCUCAACAACCUGUGCCAACUAUUCGAUAAAGUGUUGCUGCAAAGGACAACCAACGUAAGGGCGACCUGGCCGACGAACGAAUCACCAUCGCGCCGUCGCAAGUUCAAGAUACUCGACCAGCGAUCUUCCUCAUCGGAUUCGUCGGACGAGGACGAGCUGAAGGUUGAAUCCACGGAGGAGCUGAUCAACAAAAUACGACAUCCACUUCGGUUGCACAGCGAGCUAUGGUAUAAUGAUCCAGGCGAGCUGAAUAACGGGCCAUUGUGCCGUUGUUCGGCACGAUCGCGCAGCACCGGUAUCCAUCACGGCAAGUAUCGUGGGGAGCACCGUUUCCCCAAAUGUAUCCCGAAUUCGAACAACGCCGACAAGCUACAUCACUAUCGCAUCACCAUCUCGCCAUCAACGAACUUUUUCAUCCAAAAUCCAACCAUCAUCGAGCACGAUGAUCACGAGUUCCUGUUUGAGGGGUUUUCUUUGCUAACGCACCAAUCGAUCGAAGAGCUGCCAAGCUGCAAGAUGAUCAGGUAUAACAUCGAGUACACGAUCCUGUACCAAGCUGAGCCGAUGCCGCAAAACUUCACGAUCCGCGAGCUGGACCUAUUCGAACGCUACUUCUUCCGGGAGCUGCUCGAGCUGAUCGACUUCAACGUGCAACCUUCGGGGACAGAGGUCAAUUCCUCUUGCUCCUGCUAUCACUUUCUGCCACGUUUCGUGCGCGAUCUACCAGACAACGGUAAAGAGGUGCUUGCAAUGAGCGAAGUGCUACGCUACUUGCUGGACAAUUCUGGACCCCUCGUACUGCCGGAGAUGAUGGCGAUGGCGCGAGCGAGCGAGUGGCAGUACUACGUCGAUUACGUUAACGGGAUGAUCGUGACAAUCCCAGGUGCGAAACCUCACUCCUUGCGAGUCGAUCAACUUAAUCUCGACAUGCCGCAGACAAAGGCUCUUAACUGGUACCCAACGAUAGUGCACUACAGCUACCGUUCACCAAAGCUGUGCAACGCGAGCAACCCCGCAUACCAAAAGGUAUGGCAAGAGUACAUCAAAAACAGACAUCUGGUGGCCAGCAUGGUAAAGCCAACCAUGGAGGAUCUGCAUAAACUAGAGACGAUUGAAAAACGGUUGCUCGACAUGCGUAACAUGCAGGGAACCCUCAAGCGCAACGUCAAAAUUACGAUCAGUGCAAAGUCCUUCCACCGAACUGGCAUUCGAGUAGAUGUCGUGCAGCAUGCAAUGCUCAUUCCAGUACUCACUGACCACCUGCGUUUCCAUCGAUCGUUGGACGUGUUAGAGAAACAGAUCGACUAUCGUUUCACUAACCGCUACACACUUCAGCUUGCACUCACACACGGCACCUACGCAAACAACGGUGGCACGAAUCCAGAUCACGUGCGCAACGUACUCGCCAAUUGUGGUAUCCUAAAUAUGAACCCGCGCAAACGUAAUGUCCACUCAAUGAUUCGGCCGCAUUCGGGCAAGAAAAGCGAAACCGCAUUCAACCGGCGACAUAAUGAGCGACUUGCGUUCCUCGGCGAUGCUGGUAUCGUAUUCAGCGCUUCUGUGCCUCUGUUCCACAUGUUUCCCAAUCUCGGAGAAGGUGGACUAUCCGUGUACCGAGGAGCGAUCGUGGAAAAACAACAUCUUGUCGUACUGGCCAAAAAGCUGCAUCUGGAGGAGUUCUUGCGAUGCGCGCAUGGUUCCGCAGCAUCUAACCGCACGGUGGCGGAUUGCUUCCAAGCACUGAUGGGUGCGCUUCUGCUGGAUGGAGGUAUCGCCGUGGCCAGCCGUGUUUUCGCCAGCACCCUUUACGGUCCGGAUGAACCGAAACUACACGAAAUCUGGACCAACUAUCCGCGGCAUCCGCUGCAACAACAGGAACCAAAUGGUGAUCGGCAUCACAUUGAAUGGUGCGAGAGGCUUAAAACACUGACGCGCUUCGAGGACUCGAUCGGCGUAAAGUUUAACCACAUACGUUUGUUGGCUCGCGCAUUCACCGAUCGGUCGAGGGGCUACACUGCGCUGACUCUCGGCACAAACCAGCGCCUCGAGUUUCUGGGCGACGCAAUGCUGAAGCUGAUCGGUACCGAGCAUGUGUACCGCCACUUUCCCAAGCACCACUCACGACACCUUGCAAACUGGCGCAACCAGCUCGUUUGCAACAGGACGUUGGCCACGGUGUGCGACGAUCUGGGCAUGGCACACUAUGCCAUCAUCUCGAACCCGAAGACGGAGCUGAAAAUGAAGGAUCGAGCCGAUUUGUUGGAAGCCUUCAUCGGUGCAUUGUACGUUGAUAAGGGGCUGCUGCACUGCGAGAAGUUAUGCGAGGUGUGUCUGUUCCCGCGAUUGCACGAACUCAUCGAGAACCAGGAGCGGAAUGAUCCCAAGACGAAGUUGCAACAGUACUGCCACGCGACGCACCCCACGUAUGGUAGCACUCCAGACCAUCCGCUCUACAAGCUGAUUGGUUGUAUCGGUUCAAUGAAAAACCGCGUCUGUACGGUUGGAGUGUAUUUCCAAGGCAAACAGUUAGCAAUUGCGAACGGUCAUAGCAUCCGACAAGCGGAAGAGAACGCUGCCAGACUGGCACUCGAACAGUGCAAGGACCUAUUUCUGCCGCUUCGCAAUAAGAAGCACCUCAUGUCGCAGAAGCUACGAGAUCAGAAGGUACCGUCGUCCUCCAAUGUUAGGGAGCAGCAAUCACCGAAAGCCAAAAUUCAAGAUCAGAGUUACAACAGUGACCUCUAUGAUUUCGUAUCGGAUGAUGACCUCUAUGAUUUCGUAUCGGAUGAUGACCUCUAUGAUUUCGUAUCAGAUGAUGACCUCUAUGAUUUCGUAUCGGAUGAUGAUCUCUAUGAUUUCGUAUCGGAUGAUGAUCUCUAUGAUUUCGUAUCGGAUGAUGACCUUUAUGAUUCCGUAUCAGAUGAUGACGAUUUAGGUUUAAAGGAUAUCAUUUCGAAUUCAGAUCCCAAAUUAAUCAAAAGAGCUUAG
Messenger RNA from Anopheles darlingi, 3093 nucleotides. Its product is annotated as ribonuclease 3-like. Lineage: Eukaryota; Metazoa; Arthropoda; Insecta; Diptera; Culicidae. Gene Ontology annotation, molecular function: double-stranded RNA binding; ribonuclease III activity. Gene Ontology annotation, biological process: regulation of gene expression; primary miRNA processing; pre-miRNA processing. The record is from RefSeq and is a predicted model, not a curated record. The annotation marks the transcript as partial. Gene Ontology annotation, cellular component: nucleus. The transcript has 2 exons.